Parathielavia appendiculata is the source of this 2497-nucleotide messenger RNA. RefSeq lists its product as uncharacterized. The transcript has 5 exons. Lineage: Eukaryota; Fungi; Ascomycota; Sordariomycetes; Sordariales; Chaetomiaceae. The record is from RefSeq and is a predicted model, not a curated record. Bases 144 to 2429 code for a protein of 761 amino acids.
CGCCUUAACUGGAUCCGUUUUUGGCUUCCCAGCGCAGCCACACAUACAUAAGAUGGCGCCGCUCGCGCUUCCCGUCAUUCCCGCCUCGUCGGCCGUUGUCGUUAGAGUCGGCGGCGUUGCCUUCUGCACUCAACGCCAUCGCCAUGCCAGCACGUCGCCCGCCGCAGCCGCUCACGGAAGACCGGCAUUACAAUGCGCAUUUCGUCCGGCGCUUCACCCAACGAGAAGCUGAGAAGCAAAUUACGAAACGGCCAGCAGCUUAUACGGCCGAGCAGCGCGCAGCUCUCCGCAAGCAGCUUGAGGACACCAAGUUCCUUACGCCCGACUAUGCCGACAAGACCAAGAUCAACAUCGCCGGUUUGCUGCGAAAAUGGAAGAGAUACUGCGAGUUCGCUAAGCUACCGGGAACCUGGCGAGAGGUGAUGCAGAAAGCAAACCGAGCGAUGGCGAUGGAUUUCCUCGAAUAUCUUUGUCAAACAUGCAGGAUCGGGUCGUGGGCUUCGUCCUGGGAGUACUUCCGUCAGUACAAGCAGCUGUAUGCCAGUGCCACGGGCCGCUAUAUGGACAGGAACGACAGUAAAGAAGUCAAAAAGUGGCACGAUGCCAUUUUGGUCCCGAGGUACGGCCUGCAAGCACCAUGCACCCGUGGAAAGGACGUCGCAAACGCAGACACUUUGCUGGUCCUGCAGACGUUCAAUAUCAAGUACGACACCGGCAUCUUCUCUCGGGAGAGGCACCGUAUCCAGUUGUUGGGGUGCUACCUCGGCCUUGCCUUCACCGGGGCCAGGCCGGCCGAGUUUGUGGACGGCGAGAGAAAGAGCGGCAAGGAUGGGUGUCUUGAGGAGCUCUUCCCCCGGCACGCUAUUGGGAGUGUCCCUAGCGACGAAGACAAGGCGCCCGAUGAGCAUUCCAGGCUGCUGGAAGAGAUGAUGUCGCAAGAGUACGAGAGCCGUGGACGCCCAAAGGCGCUCUGUUACGAGGACAUUCAGCUGAUGGUCGUACGCCACCCGGAAACCGGCGAGGACGUCCUAGCUAUGGCCAUCCGGCUUGCGCACCACAAAGGGGCGGACAACAAGCCGAAGCCGACCAUCUUCUUCUUUACACCCACUAGGAGGUUGAUCUUCUGUUUCAUAAGCGUCAUCGUCAGCCUAGCAGUCCACGACGGCGCGUUUGCUGCGUCGAAGUUCACUAGCGUUAGAGAAGUCUUUCAGCACAAGAACCGGGGACCAGUCAAGUGUACUCCCUUUCGCUGGAAGGAGGAAUGGCUCAAGCGGCCGGUUUUCCGUCGACUUGACGACUCCAUUGCUGAGAAGGACUCCGACGAGUCCAGUUCGGAAAACGCAUCAGACAGCUCAACUACCUCAAAGUAUCAACCUCUCCCAUACCAGAAGCUGUUAGACGACAUGACGCGGCAAUCGCUCGACGCUGGAGAAGAAAGAGCGAUUGAACCGAAGGCCUGGCGUAGGGGGGCAGCCAACGCGGCAAACGGCAAUGCCUCUGAUGCUGUCCGCGAUCAGAUGAUGCGUCACGACCCCAAGUGGGCUACUUUCAACAGCGCAUACAUCAACGAAAAGGUCGGGUUCCACCUUCAGAACGCGUUCCUCGAGGAGCCGACCGAAGACAGCCUUCUUGCAAUGCUCUCGCAUAUCGGCCACAUGCGUGAUCCCCGCGCAAGGAAGGAUAUGGUUCCCGAUCAGGUUUGGGACAUGAUGCCGCCCGAUCCGGAGAUUGAGGCACUGAAGUCAGAGAGGGCACAGCUCAAAGGCAGCCAGUACCGGGUCAAAGGCACAGAAAACGAGGACCGGAUUCGAGAACUUACCAGGUUGAUCGCGAGCAAGGAGGCGCAGCGGAAGAAAAAUAUACGACGAGCUUACCGAGAAGAUUACUUCUACAACCGUCCGACCUGGGACAUCGAGGCCGACGAGAGCGAGGACGAGUAUGUUGAGCCGGCUGUCGACCUACAGCUACCUGAGCGCGCUGAGCUCGCCCAAAUCCUCUGCAACCAGCCGGACAACUUAAGCUCCAUUGGGCUGCUCGAACUCCGCAUCCAGGCUGCUGAGCUCAUGGUCGUCUUGUGCGACAAACGAGAGACCAGAAAGAGGGACCGCAUCCGGCAGAGGGCACGGACCGAGGUUGCAGUGAAGGAGGAGUCUCCCGAGCCGGACCCCUUUCCACUUCUAAUGGACAGGAAGCAAUGCCCACUCUGCAUCGGGGAUGAAACCCUAUCCUUUGACGAAAGAACAUUCAAGUACUGUCGACCAGCGGUGAUGUACGACCAUUUCGAUAGGAAGCACGCGCGGCAGCUAGGUGGCGUGAAACAGAUGUCGUGUCACCACCCGAAGUGCAGCGAGGAGGCAUUAAAGUUUAAGCACUUGAACCAUUUCAAGAACCACGUAGAAAGGGUCCACGGCGUUAAACUACGGGCCUGAGUGUAUUUAGUUAACAUAUGAAGGUUUUUUGCAAAUUUGGUCAAGAAUAUGACGCAUUGCCAUCUUUA